Pistacia vera is the source of this 528-nucleotide messenger RNA. RefSeq lists its product as uncharacterized. NCBI's taxonomy places the organism in Eukaryota, Viridiplantae, Streptophyta, Magnoliopsida, Sapindales, Anacardiaceae. The record is from RefSeq and is a predicted model, not a curated record. The coding region runs from base 1 to 528 and encodes 175 amino acids. The transcript has 3 exons.
AUGGCUGCCUCCAAAAUUAACCUGAAGCUUCUCAUUGAUACAGAGAAUAACAAAGUCCUGUUUGCAGAAGCUGGCAAAGAGUUCGUAGAUUUUCUCUUUUAUCUUCUUUCCUUGCCGGUCGGUACUUUUGUUAAGCUCUUAGGAAAGAAUAGAAUUGGAGGCAGCCUAGACCACCAUACCUAUGUGACUGAUGUUAAAAACUUUAUUUGUCCUACCUGCAAGUUAAGCAUGAGCAAGGAGAUUCAUUAUGUUUCUCCAGACAUGGAAAUCACUGCAGACGCGGCUGGUGAAGGAGGGUUCGUUAAAGGGGUGGUAGAUUACAUGGUGAUGGAUGAUUUAGAGGUGAUGCCAAUGUCUACCAUAUCUGGUAUUACUUUGCUUAACAAGUUUAAUGUUAAGGAUGUGGAUGCACUUGCAGAAAGGGUAGUGGAAUUUGGCAUGGAUGAGGGUGUGAAGCUGUUGAAGGCAUCUCUGGAAUGCAACAGUGUUUUCACAAGUGUUUUCAAUGGGAAUAAGGGCAGAAAAUAA